This is a messenger RNA of Carassius carassius (crucian carp), 551 nucleotides long. RefSeq names its product cysteine-rich protein 1 (gene crip1). Lineage: Eukaryota; Metazoa; Chordata; Actinopteri; Cypriniformes; Cyprinidae. Gene Ontology annotation, molecular function: zinc ion binding. The transcript has 5 exons. The coding region runs from base 123 to 356 and encodes 77 amino acids. The record is from RefSeq and is a predicted model, not a curated record. Gene Ontology annotation, biological process: regulation of gene expression; intrinsic apoptotic signaling pathway in response to DNA damage.
GGCUGCAGAGUGCAUGGGCUCAAACCAAAGGCGUGGCUGUGUGCAGGUGGACCGCUGCUGCUCUCCAUCUCAACUUUCUUCAAGCAGGACUUUCUCCUCCGAGGAACUAAAUCACCGCAAACAUGCCUAAAUGUCCCAAGUGCGAGAAGGAAGUUUACUUUGCUGAGAGAGUGUCGUCACUUGGCAAAGACUGGCAUAGACCCUGUCUGAAGUGUGAGAAAUGCAACAAGACCCUGUCGGCUGGCUCACAUGCAGAGCAUGAUGGGAAGCCUUAUUGUAACAACCCAUGCUACUCAGCACUCUUCGGUCCCAAAGGUUUUGGACGUGGCGGUACUGAGAGCCACACAUUCAAAUAGGUCAUUGCACAAGUUUACACACUAUAUAAGCUUGUUUUAGUGGAGCUUAUUUUUUGUUUAUUUGCCACUAUUUUUAGCCACAUAUUGUUAAACCAAGGACAAAAUGACCAAACCAUGCAAUGUUUUAGAAAGUACCAAUUUGUAUAAUCUGUUUUUAAGAUGGUGUCUGCUAUAGCAGCACACACUGAUUUUUCA